This is a messenger RNA of Melopsittacus undulatus (budgerigar), 4715 nucleotides long. It is a transcript of the gene TRPV3, whose product is annotated as transient receptor potential cation channel subfamily V member 3. Bases 290 to 2653 code for a protein of 787 amino acids. Lineage: Eukaryota; Metazoa; Chordata; Aves; Psittaciformes; Psittaculidae. Gene Ontology annotation, molecular function: protein binding; calcium channel activity. Gene Ontology annotation, cellular component: plasma membrane; cilium. The transcript has 18 exons. The record is from RefSeq and is a predicted model, not a curated record. Gene Ontology annotation, biological process: osmosensory signaling pathway; calcium ion import across plasma membrane; actin filament organization.
CAGCAAGCCCUGUAAGGCGGCAGUCCACCGGCACUGAACUUACCUGGGCUUUCCAACACCUGAGCCACCCGGAUGACUGAAGAAGGGUGGUUUUGCGUUUUUAGGAUAGUUUUGAGCUGGAAUAUAGUUCUACCCAUUUGGCAAAUGAGCUAGUUUGGAUGUUGUCGCUGUGUCAGCAGGCCCCUGCUUUGAACUUCAUCUCUACAACUCUGAGGCGCUUUGUCUACACCGAAAUGCCAGUUUCGUAAGCAGGGACUUGAAUAACUGUGAAUCUGUCUACUGCAGAAACAUGAUUAAAGAUAACAGCGAAAUUAUUCCACUAAUGGGCAAGAAAACAAAUCCAUCUGGUAUUCCCCCUUCAAACCAGCAAGAGAAAAAGCCAACUGAAAGCACUCCCACAAAGAAAAGUUCUCACUUUUUUCUGGAGAUUGAUGGUUUUGAAAGCAAUGCGACUCCAAAUAAUACAUCUCCCCCCGUGUUUUCAAAACCAAUGGAUUCAAAUAUUCGUCCAUGUGCAUCUGGAAAUGGGGAAGAUAUGGAUUCUCCACAGUCUCUUCAGGAUGAUGCGACUGAAUAUAGCCCUAAUGUAGACAGCUGUUGUGCUAACAUAUCACAAGGACCUGAGCAGACUAGUGCCCAGAAGAAGUUGAAAAAAUACAUAUUUCGGGCUGUAUCUGAGGGGAAUAUCGAAGAAUUGCAGUGUCUGCUCACCGAGCUGAAGGAAAGAUCAAAUGCCUGUAGGAGCAUGACUGUGCCAGAUUAUCUGAUGAAAAAAUUCACAGCUUCAGAUACCGGCAAAACUUGCCUGAUGAAAGCUCUGCUGAACAUCAACCAAAACACAAAUGAGAUAGUGAAUAUGCUACUAUCCUUUGCAGAAGAAAAUGGUAUUUUGGAGAGAUUUAUCAAUGCAGCAUACACAGAAGAGGCAUAUAAAGGCCAGACAGCUUUAAAUAUUGCCAUUGAAAGAAGACAAUAUGAAAUAACUCAGAGCCUAAUAGAAAAAGGAGCUGAUGUCAAUGCUCACGCCCAGGGUAUUUUCUUUAAUCCCAAACAUAAACAUGAAGGCUUUUAUUUUGGUGAAACUGCAUUGGCAUUAGCUGCAUGUACCAAUCAACCAGACAUAAUUCAACUGCUAAUGGACAAUACCAGGACUAAUAUUACUUCUCAGGAUUCCAGAGGAAACAAUAUCCUCCAUGCAUUAGUUACUGUGGCAGAGGACUUUAAAACCCAGAAUGACUUUGUAAUCAGAAUGUAUGAUAUGAUUUUGUUGAAAAGUAAAGCCAGAAAUUUGGAAACAACAAGGAAUAAGGAGGGUUUGACACCACUACAAUUAGCUGCAAAAACUGGGAAAUUAGAGAUUCUGAAAUACAUCCUGAGCAGAGAGAUAAGAGAUAAGCCUAACAGGAGCCUGUCAAGAAAAUUCACAGACUGGGCUUAUGGUCCUGUUCAAUCUUCUCUUUAUGAUCUGACAGAACUAGAUACCACUACAAACAAUUCAGUGUUGGAAAUUAUAGUCUAUAAUACAAAUAUUGGUAACCGUCAUGAAAUGCUGACUUUGGAGCCUCUGAAUUCACUCCUGCGAAUGAAAUGGAAGAAGUUUGCACGGCACAUGUUCUUUAUGUCAUGCUGGUUUUAUUUCCUAUACAAUGUAACUUUAACGUUGGUUUCCUACCACAGGCCUAAUGAAAAUGAAGCUCCACCUUAUCCACUAGCUUUAACACGUGGUGUGGGAUGGCUGCAAUUAUCGGGACAGGUGAUGGUUAUGUUAGGAGCAAUAUUUUUAGCCAUAAAAGAGAGUGUAGCCAUCUUUCUGCUUAGGCCUUCAGACCUACAGUCAAUUCUCUCUGAUGCGUGGUUCCACUUUGCGUUUUUUAUACAAGCUUUGCUUGUGAUCUUCUCUGUCUUUUUGUACUUGUUUUCCUACAAAGAACACCUCGUGUGUCUUGUUUUGGCAAUGGCCCUGGGAUGGGCUAAUAUGCUCUAUUUCACCAGAGGUUUCCAGUCCAUGGGUAUUUACAGUGUUAUGAUUCAAAAGGUCAUCCUGCAUGAUGUGAUAAAAUUUUUAGUUGUCUAUAUCGUGUUUUUGCUGGGAUUUGGCGUAGCUCUUGCUGCAUUGAUUGAAACUUGCCAAGAUGGCAAAGAAUGCCAUUCCAACAGCAGUCUGGGACCUGUUCUGAUGGAUCUUUUUAAGCUCACCCUAGGACUGGGUGACCUGGAGAUCCAGCAAAAUUCAAAGUAUCCUGUACUAUUUCUUCUGCUCCUUAUAACUUACGUUGUGUUGACUUUUGUUCUUCUCUUGAACAUGCUGAUUGCAUUAAUGGGAGAAACAGUGGAAGAUAUUUCUAAAGAGAGUGAGCAUAUCUGGAAACUUCAGAGAGCCAGAACUAUUUUGGAAUUUGAAAAAUUCUUACCAAAACGUUUGAGGAAAAAAUUCCAACUGGGAGAACGGUGUAAAGUGGCUGAAAAUGACACCAGGGUGUGUUUAAGGAUAAAUGAAGUGAAGUGGACUGAGUGGAAAACACAUGUUUCAUUUAUUAAUGAAGAUCCAGGGCCAACAGAUCCAAGCAAAAGUCAAGAUAAUUCAAGAACGAAUAGCAAAACCACCCUGAAUACAUUUGAAGAAAUGGAUGAUUUGCCUGAAACAUCUGUUUAGUUGUGCUGUGUUUGAUGUGUGGUCAUUUGGAAGGUUAAAAGCAUCAGCAAUGGAUGCUUAAAGCUUUGUUGAUGUUUUGGAUGGCUGUAACCAGCUGGAACACAGGCUUUUAGAGACAUGGUCUGAUGACCCCAAUGCAUUUAAUCAGGGCAGCUAAGUUAAACUCAAAUAUAGUAUUUCACUGGUUCAGUUUCGAGCCUCUUGGAAACACUGCUGUCCAAGUUUGCGUGACACUACUCAAACUUGGCUCAAGAUGUUUACUUGGAUAAAAAAGGUCAAAUGUGAGAUAUUUCUUCCUUUUGUGGAAAAUUAAGAUCAUCAUGAUCCCAAUCUGCUAUAUUUUGGAAUCUCUAGCUCAUGAGAAACAUCUUGUACACAAAAAGAAAAAAAUCUGUUCUUGUUGUGGAGCAAAGAAAGGCAUUUCAAUUCUGAACUCUACUAAAUGAAGUAUGUUAUUUUGGAAUAAUGAUGUUCUGGAGACAUUUGAAGCUUUUGUAUUGACUGUCAGUGUUAUUGGAGGCUUGGUCUCACAAGCUGGAGAAAGGCCUCUUCAGGUCUCAUUAGCUUUGCCUGAUCUGUUUUCCUGCGCAUAAUUCCUAGGGUGUAAUGUGCUGUUCACUGUUUUCUAUGACCAUGUAUAUGUGCCUUCCCAUAAAAUAAUGGGGCAGAAAUGGGAUUCAUGAUGGUGAAUAUUUCUGAGUUUGUUCAGUCACAAGCUCUUUACUUUUCCUACUUGGCUUUUCCAUGGUGUUGCUUCUUGCUGCAUAAAAUAAGUUAUCAUAUUGGAAGUUCUUCUUGCUUAAAAGCAAAUUAAUUUCUUAUUUUCCUGAAGUGGGUCAAUACAGAAGUCAGUAUUUCUUCCCCAAAUGAGCAAAAUAAGUUAAAUGCAAUUGCAGACUUCUGAAGUUUUGGUGUUUGGUUAUUUUUUUAUUCAGAGGACUCCAAAGCAUUUCUGUAAGAGUUUUUAUUUCAUUACCUGUCAUGACCUGGUUUAGUUUUUACUUUUCUAAUUUAUGUAUGUAUAUAUAAAAAUUUUGUUCAAUGUACUUUUAAAUUUCAAUUAAUAUAUUGUGUCUUCAGUGUCAUGGGCUUUCAUCAUAUCUACUCUUUUGGUGCCUGUUUUAAUGGUGCUGUUUAAGUAAGACUCAGGUGAAUUCUGUUGACAUUUGGUUGAUAAUAAGAAUUGCAUUGGAUUCUUACAGCUAAGCCUUUGUGCAAAAUGACCCAAAAGACUUUCUUAGCACAGAAGAGAGCAUGAGGGAACUCUCCAGUGGAAAGGAUAGUGCAAAGCUGUUUGCAGGGAUGGUGAACGUGGUUCUUGCUACACAACUGGUCAUCUAAAGAUGCCACAUCCUGUGUUUCCUACCACAUAUGGCCUGGAUGGAUGAGACUAGAUUGAAAUCUUCAAUAUAAUUACAUCUUUACAGGGCAUAGGAAUUUGAGAGGAAGGACAUCAAUAGACCAAUAUAUCUGAGCAUUGUCUGGCCUUCUCAGUAGGGUAUGUGAGUAUGAGAAGAAAAAUUCCUGUGGUCUUGGAAUCUUUCAUUCUUGCUGAUUAAUUUUGCAUUGGAACUGCCAACAAAGAGUAUCAAUUCCCUUAUGACUGUGUAGUUCCAUUUCGAUUCUUUCGAGUGCCAGUUUUUGUACCAAAAAAAUAUACCUCUUCACAUAUACUCAGGAACCUGAAUAAACUAGCCUGUGCUGUGCUCCUCAUUGCUAUGGGUAGACUUGUCACUGGAAACAAGUUGAUGUCUCUUGGCACUGUACUGAAGUCACACCAAAGGUGUAGCCAUAAAACAGGGAAGACACAAAAAAAGUCACUGUGCUGUGCCAAUGACCAGGUACAAAACUUUACAAUAAAACUGAGGAAGAAGGUGGGGGGUUAUGUCUAAAAGUUCUUUGCUGAGUAAAACCACUUUCUGUGGCCACAGAGCCCUGCCAUGUCACACACACAGUCUAUCUGCAGGUUGUUAUCGAGAGCCCUGUGAAUAAUGACUAAAGCAGAUAAUUCUGUACUUUUUAUACAAUGUUUAUUGAAAUUAAACUUGUAAUUCAAAAACCA